AAGAAGGCAUCCGUAUGGCUCAUAGAAAACACGAGUACUUCGCGUUCAGAAAAAAUUCAGAAGAAGACAGAUGAUGUGGAAAUUGAAUCGCGUAUCAUAGGCGGACAACCGGUUGAUAUACAAAACUAUCCUUAUAUUGUCUCGAUUCAGCAGAAUCCUCUGUCUCACAUUUGUGGAGCUUCUUACAUUCAAUCGAGAUUUCUUUUAACAGCAGCACAUUGUGUAGUCAAUGCCUAUUACAACGGUUACCCCUGGCAGAUACGACAAGCCUCAAGUAUGUUUGUACUCGCAGGAUCCAAUACAGUGCGGCAUCUGAGUUCUGACACCAGCCAAAUUCGCUACGUAGAUAAGGUUUUGCCACACAUUCUGUUUAGAUUCCAGCAUAUGUUUAAUGACAUUGCUCUUAUCAGGAUUACCAAACCCUUUAACAGAAAUGCAUAUGUACAGUUAGCACCACUACCAGUAAUAUUUGAUAACGAUUUAUUUAAGGGUGCUGUAGUAUGCACAGUUGCUGGAUGGGGCCAAAUUCGUCCUAAUAGUAAUAAAAACGCAGGCCAGUUUCUUCAGCAUGUUAAAGUACCCCUAAUUGAGACGAGUAAAUGCAAAGUAAGACCACUGUCCCUAUUUGCGAGUCUGUGUGCUGGAAAGCCAGAGGGUGGCGCAGAUGCGUGUCAGGGUGAUAGCGGAGGACCGUUAGUUUGCAAGGAUUUGGUUUUUGGGAUAGUAUCCUGGGGCUCUGGAUGUGCUCGACCACGAACACCAGGAGUUUACUGUAGAGUCGAUAGAUACUUAGAUUGGAUAAACAAAACCAUUGCAACAAAUUGUGCUGGAUUUGUCCUACUUAGGUUCUAUUAUAUAUUAAUAUUUUUACUGCUACAGAUAAUAAUACAUUAAUAAAGCAUGCUAUUCAAACAAUCUGAUUUUAUUAAUUCUUCUAUGUUUUUUCCAAAAAAAUGAACCUAAAAUUUAUUUCUAUGAGACAUAAUAUGCAGAAUAUCA
Cephus cinctus (wheat stem sawfly) is the source of this 999-nucleotide messenger RNA. RefSeq names its product trypsin eta. Bases 277 to 894 code for a protein of 205 amino acids. The transcript has 7 exons. Gene Ontology annotation, biological process: proteolysis. NCBI's taxonomy places the organism in Eukaryota, Metazoa, Arthropoda, Insecta, Hymenoptera, Cephidae. The record is from RefSeq and is a predicted model, not a curated record. Gene Ontology annotation, molecular function: serine-type endopeptidase activity.